This is a messenger RNA of Haliotis rufescens (red abalone), 9702 nucleotides long. Its product is annotated as lipoxygenase homology domain-containing protein 1-like. The transcript has 49 exons. The record is from RefSeq and is a predicted model, not a curated record. NCBI's taxonomy places the organism in Eukaryota, Metazoa, Mollusca, Gastropoda, Lepetellida, Haliotidae. Gene Ontology annotation, molecular function: protein binding. Bases 235 to 7875 code for a protein of 2546 amino acids.
CGGACUAGGUCUUAUGGCAACCAUACAAACAAUAGUAAAUUUAGACUACUGCACGUGGAGGAAGGUCUACCGUAAGAUAAGGGGAUACAUGGAUACUUAUUCAAGAUGAACACGAUGUAAACAUGUAAGAAAAUAAGGAAAAGUCUGUUAACGCGCUUCGAAGUCAUUCAAGCCUCUACCUGUCCAAGAUUGUCACCGGAGUGUCGCUAACUGGUGACCUAAAUCCAGAACACAAUGGAUCACACCGGUGGGUCGUACAUGCAACAGCCGUUCACCAGCUCGGAGGCGGUCCGGCGGUGCUUCCAUGUUCCCACUGCCCCCCUGUCUAGUCAAGUCAACGCCAAAGUGCCACGUCCCCCCUAUGGCCAAGGGAGGCCCACAUCAGCCCCAGUUCGGCGGAGUUCCUACACCUACGGGAAUGGUGGAACACACACAGAUGCUGUCUACAGCCGAUACACUCACGAUACAUCCGUCUCCAGGUUCGCCCCCUUUGCAGCCAGGAAGACAGAGGCCUUCAUGAACUCCUCCUUGGGGUACCCCGUGCCGGAUGGCGGCAAGAGCUACCCCCUCCCCAACUACACCCCCCUGAACGACCCUCACCUUGUGGAGUAUUUUGAGAGGAGGUUCGGGACUCUUCAGCUUGAUGCUCUCCGCAGACAGAGGAACAGCAUCGUCCGCAGCAGCAGCAGCAGCAGCCUUGGUCUUCGUCGUUCUGUCACACCACAGAAGGGGGACAUCCAGUACAAGGUGUUCGUUACCACGGGGAUGGAGAAGGGAGCCAGUACCGAUGCCAAGGUAUAUCUAAAAAUGACUGGCACGAAGGGUAAGUUUCCCAAACAUCGACUGACAAAGAAAGCGGGAUCUGUCAGGUCCAACAAUGCAGUGUCCUUCAACUUCAGCAAGGGCACGACCCACAUGUUCAAGGUCAAGGGGCCAAAUAUCGGAGAUAUCAAGUCUAUUGUUAUGGAGCAUUCCGGAACCAGCAGGGAACAGAGCUGGUUUUUAGAGAAAGUGAAAAUUUUGAACACAAAGAACAAGAAGCAAUGGGUGUUCCACUGUGGCCAGUGGUUGUCGUACUACCACACAGAUGGAAAGACGUCGCGACAACUCUUCCCACAAGUUGCCUCCAAAACAGAAUACGAGAUCGUCACGGUGACGGGAGACAAGAGAGGAGCUGGUACUGAUGCUAAUGUAUUUGUGAAAAUAUUUGGCAAAACUGGUGCUACCGGGAAGUUCCAUCUACGGAGCAAUGUGAAGUCAACAUUUAAACGCAACAGCAGCAAUUCCUUCCGCGUCAGCUCCAACUGUGUCGGUCCACUCACCAAACUCAGGGUGGAGCACGACAACACGGGCCUUGCAGCAGGCUGGUUUCUAGAGAGGGUAGUCGUGACUGACCUCAACAACCCAAAGUGGAAAUAUUUCUUCCCCUGUGGUCAGUGGCUGGCUAAAGAUGAAGGCGACGGCUCCAUCUCGCGUGACCUCAUCGGCAGUCGAGACCCCAUGGCCAUCAGGAAAAUGGCCAAGUACAAGGUGACUGUGUUCACUGGCAACGUCAAAGGUGCAGGGACCGAUGCCAAUGUCUACCUGACCAUGUUUGGAGAGAAUGGAGAUUCAGGAGAGAGACCACUCAGGAAGGCAAAGAAAAACAACUUCGAGAGAGGAAAGAGGGAUGAAUUCAUUGUUGAAUGUCCACGUCUUGGUCGCCUGGAGAGGUUGCGGAUUGGUCACGACAACUCUGGGUUUGGGCCUGGAUGGUUCCUGGAUAAGAUCAUCAUCGAUGAUGUGGAGAUGGGCUCUGUGUACGAGUUCCCGUGUGGGCGAUGGUUCGCAUCCGACGAGGACGAUGGACAGAUAUCACGAGACCUCCUCCUCAACGUGGGACCAAUGGAAGCAGCCCCUGAUACAGGAAUCCCAUACAUCAUCACCGUGACAACGGGUGACAAAGCCAAUGCCGGAACGGAUGCUCGUGUCUACAUUGAGCUGUUUGGCGAUAAGGGAAAGGAAACGAGUGGCAAGAUUUGGCUCGAUAACGGAAAGUUUGACAGAAACAAAACCGACAUUUUCAACAUUGGUGUAGCAAAGAUGAUGAGUCCUCUAGACCACAUCAUCAUUGGCCAUGACAACAGCGGCGCCGCACCUGGAUGGUACCUGGACAGCGUGUCCGUGUACUGUGCUAGCGCCGGCAUUGAGCAGUUCUUCCUCUGUGGCAAGUGGUUGGCCAGUGACGAACAUGAAGAGGUCAUCCAGAGGACGCUCUAUGAGCAGGUGUCUCGCAGGAAGAAGAGGGAGAAGAAGAUGACAUGGUUUGUGUGGGUUCACACUUCGGACCUGCAGAACGCGGGGACGGAUGCAAACGUUUACGUGACGAUGUAUGGAGAGAAAGGGAAGACGGAUGACCACCUGCUGGAGAACAAGGGUGACACCUUCGAACAGGGCAAGAUGGACCGCUUCAAACUGGACUUGACCGACAUCGGCAAACCUUACAAGCUUCGAGUCUGGCACGACAACAAGGGAGCCUUCUCUGGAUGGCAUUUGAACAAGGUUGAGAUGGAGAACAUGACAACAAAGGACCGGUACAUCUUCACGUGUGACAAGUGGAUGGCCACGGAUGAGGACCAGGGAGAGACCGUACGGGAGAUGCCUGCCGAGGGCCCCCUCGUCAAGAAACCGAUGUCCUUGGUGAGCUAUUCAGUGGAGGUCCACACGGGUAAGCGACAAUACGCUGGCACCGAUGCCAACGUCUACGUCAACAUCUUCGGCGACUUCGGUGACACCGGCAAACGGAAUCUAAGGAAGUCUAAGAACAACAUCAAUAAGUUCGAGAAAGACAAGUUUUCCCCUGGCCAGGUUGACACAUUUGAAAUCGAGGCUGUGACCUUGAAGAAGUUGAACAAGAUCCGUGUGGGGCAUGAUGGGAAGGGCCCAGGAAGUGGCUGGUUUCUCGACAAGAUUGUUGUCAAACAGAUCGGCUCAACAAAAUAUGACACCACUUUUGAGUGCAAUAGGUGGUUGGCGGAGGAUGAGGAUGAUGGUCACAUUGAGCGGGACAUCACAGCCAGUGGCUCACAGAUGCUUGGCACAACAAGGUAUGUGAUAGAUGUGAAAACAGGCGACGUACGAGGCGCUGGCACUGAUGCCAAUGUCUUUCUGAAGAUAUUCGGCAGCAAAGGCGACACAGGCGACAUGCAGCUGAAGUCAUCCGAGUCAGCCACCAACAAGUUUGAGCGGAACAGAACAGACAAGUUCAUUAAAGAUGCUUCCGACAUUGGAAAGAUCAAGAGUGUCCGAAUCGGCCAUGACGGAACGAAGCCUGGUGCUGGUUGGUUCCUGGACAACGUCUCCAUCGACAUCCCCUCCCGCGGCGAGCACUACUACUUUGCCGCUCACCGCUGGCUGGCAAAGGAUGAGGAGGAUGGUCAGCUGGAGAUAGAUAUGGACCCCUCAUCCACGGAGCAGAGGGAGAAGACAAUCCCUUAUGAGGUAACCAUCUGGACCAGCAACAAGCGAGGGGCAGGGACGGACGCCAAUGUCUUCCUCCAGAUGUACGGGGAGAAGGGUAAGAAGACAGAAGACAUCCAGCUCCGUAACAAGACGGACAACUUCGAACAGGCGGAGAUGGACAAGUUCAAAGUGGAGGCCGCAGACAUUGGCCGACUCCAGAAGGUUCGAAUUGGACAUGAUGGUGCUGGUCGAUUUGCAGGAUGGCACAUGGAGAAGAUGCUGAUUCAAAGGAAACCACUGUCUGGGACAAAGAAAAGACGAAGGCCGUCUGAUCUAGAGCGGCGCAGGUCCGCCAGAGAUGAGGAGGAGUCUGACUCCACCGGCUACAGCCCACCGUCCACGCCGAAACGCCGCAAGAAGAAGGCGCACAGGUCGAGUCUGGAGCGAGUAGAUGAGGCAGAUGAAGACGUGUAUGACGGUGAUGAGACAGAAGAUUACUGGUUCUUCGUAGAUCGGUGGUUUGCCAAGGGGGAGGACGACAACCAGAUUGUGAGGGAGCUGAUACCCACGGAUGAGAGGGGGAACAGGCUGAAGGGGACACUGAAAGAGCUGGAGUACACAGUGAAGAUCUUUACGGGUGACGUGUUUGGUGCUGGCACUGAUGCCAACGUCUUUGUCAACCUCUAUGGCGAGAACGGGGACUCGGGGGAAAGACACAUGAAAGAAUCAAGCAAAAUGAACAAGUUUGAGAAAAAUCAGGAGGAUGUGUUCAAAGUGAAGGCCAUUGACCUUGGUAAGCUGACAAAGUUGAAGAUUCACCAUGACAACAAGGGGGGCGGGGCUGCCUGGUUCUUGGACAGAGUAGAGGUGGAGGAGCCAAUCAGCAGAAAGAGCUAUUUCUUCCCCUGUCAGCGAUGGCUGGCGACCAAUCAGGAUGAUGGACAGAUAGCACGUGACCUGGUCCCUGUUGACCAAUCACUGCGGAGGAAACUUUCCCGCAAGGACUCAACAGCAAUCAGAGAUGAAAUUGCACUAGAAACUAAAGCUGCCAUGACGACAUACCAUGUGAAGGUGACGACUGGCAAUGUAUGGGGAGCGGGGACAGAUGCCAAUGUUUAUGUCAUCCUGUUCGGGGAGGAAGAUAUCACAGGCAAGAUGUUCCUGAAAUCAUCUCUCACCAGCAAGAACAAGUUUGAGAAGGGCAAGAUGGAUGAGUUUAUCCUGGAGUGUGUAAAGAUAGGAGAGCUAAAGAAAAUCAAAAUUGGGCAUGACAAUGCUGGUGGCGGAGCAGCAUGGCAUCUGGACAACGUCGUCAUCGACUGCCCCUCCCUGGGCCGCAUGUGGACAUUCCCCUGCAAUCGCUGGCUAGGAGAGAAGGAGGACGAUGGUGCCAUCGAGCGAGAGCUGUUUCCCCAAGAGCUCGCUACACAAGAAUAUGUGCCAUGCAUUCCCUAUGAGAUCACAACAUACACGAGCGAUCGCUCCGGGGCAGGGACGGAUGCAGAUGUGUUCGUUGUCCUGUACGGCAAGGAGACAUGCACGCUGCAGAAGCCAUUGUGUAACACUAAGCGGGAGAGGAAGGAGAAAUUCAACAAGGGGUCGGCUGACAAGUUUGUCAUCGAGUUGGAAGACGUGGGGCAGACCAUUGACAAGAUCCGUAUCGGCCAUGACGGUUCUGGGUUUGGUGCUGCCUGGCAUUUGAACAAGGUGGAGGUCCGCAAACUGCACACCACAGGAAAGAACAAGCCUCAGGGGUCCAUCACGUAUGAGUUUCCGUGUGAUCGGUGGUUGGCUCGUAAUGAGGACGACGGCGCCAUUGUGCGAGAACUGUUGCCGAAGAAGGCCACGAAGGAGGUCAUAGGGAGGGAUGGUGAAGUCAAGGUGGUCGACCAUAAACUACGUGACAAACUUCAAGCCAAGAAGUACAUCGUGAACGUCUACACGGGAGGUGAGAAAGGGGGAGGGACAGAUGCUAAUGUAUUCCUGACGAUCUUCGGAGAGCGGGGGGACACAGGGGAGAGGAAGCUCCACACCUCGGAGACACACCGAGACAAGUUUGAGAAAAAUCAGCAUGACAAGUUCAACAUAGAGGCAGGAGAUCUGGGAAAGCUGCACAAGAUCUACAUCCGCCAUGACAACUCCAUGUUGAGCCCUGCGUGGUACCUCGACCGCGUCGAGAUCCAGGACACCAUAGACAACCAGAACUACAUCUUCCACUGCGAGCGAUGGCUGGCCAAGAACAAGGGAGACGGCAAGAUAGAGAGGCACCUCUAUGUCAAGGGCUAUGAUGGCGAGAUGUCGAGUACAGGGACUCUCAGGUCCACCAAGUACGGAUCUGUCAGCAGCCUCGACUCCAUGCGAACCACAGACCCUUUCAGCAAAAGUCCGCGACUCAACCGUCGACAGUCCCUCAUGUCGUCCAUGGAGGAAGUAACGGAAGGCCCAACUAUUCCGUACACGGUGAAGGUGACGACAGGCAACGGCGAGGACAACGGCACCAGCAGCAACGUAUAUGUCCGGAUCAUCGGCCCGAAGAAAGUUCAUACUGGGAGACUGUUCCUGGAGCUAGCUCAGAAGGAAAACUUCACACCAGGAUCAGUCGAGACAUUCUCCCUGGAGGCCAUUGAGGUCGAUGAAGUCAAGAAAAUAGAGGUCGGCCAUGAUGGCAAUGCCCCUGGCACUGGGUGGUUCCUGAAGGAAGUGGAGGUCGACCUUCCCACCAAGGGCAAGCACUAUCACUUCACAGCUCAGUGCUGGCUGGCAAAGGACAAGGGCGAUGGUAGAAUCAGUCGAACCUUCAGCGUUGACGACGGGCAGAGCUCUGUCACCUCAUACAGACCAAUGUUACCUUAUGAGGUCAGCAUCCAAACUGGCGAUAUAUCAGAAGCAGGAACCGACUGUAAGAUCUUCAUCACCGUGUUUGGUCAAAAGGGGUCAACAUCGCAGAUGGAACUGCCCAAGAAUGAAGACCGCUUCGAGCGGGACAGGACAGACCUUGUCAAGCUGGAGUUGGAUGACAUCGCACCACUCAAAAAGUUGAGAGUGUCAGUGGAGCCUAAAGCCGGUCGCCAGUCCUGGUUUAUGGACAAGAUUGAGUUGCGUAACAUGGAAACCGGUGUGCUCUCCGUGUUCAAUUACAAGGAUUGGCUCGGCAAGGGGAAAGACAAAGGUGAAGGUCGUCUGUCAGUAGAUAUCCCGGCCACAGAGAGGGGCAAGGCUGUUAUUGGAAAGACCCACUACAAGAUCAGCGUGAACACAACGGACAUCCGAGGCUCUGGUACUGAUGCCAAUGUGUACAUCAUUCUGUUUGGCGCCAACGGUGACUCUGGUGAUAUUCACCUCGACAAGUCCGAGACCAACAAAGAUCCCUUCGAACAGGGCAGAAACGACGUGUUCACCAUCAAGAACAUUCUCACACUCGGGGAACUCAGCAAACUCCGGGUGUGGCACGACAACAAAGGCCUUGGAGCUUCCUGGCACCUGGCUUCCAUCGAUGUGGAAGACCUCUCUUCUCACAAGACCUACAACUUCAUCUGUAAUCGAUGGCUGUCGAAGAGCGAGGAUGACAAACAACUUAUCCGGGAACUGACAUGCAGCAACCAGCUCCAGUCCGAUUCAGGAUCCUCUGGCAAAGUCGUGUAUGACAUCGAGGUGACGACGACGGACAAAAAGGAAGGGGGGACAAUCCAUAACGCCUGGCUAAUCCUCGAGGGAUCCCGAAAAACAUCAAAACCUUUCCAUAUAGAAAACAGCCCACAGAACAAAGUACUACGCAGGGGACAAACUGACAAUUUCCGGAUGACGUCUGCCGCACUGGGAAAACUUGAAAGUUGCAUAAUCGGUGCUUAUGAGCGUGAAGAUCGGCCAAUCACAACGAGUGAAGGGAAAGAAGGUUCCUGGCAUUGUCAUGAGGUGGUAGUUACCGACACCACAGGCGGAGGAAAGUUCUACUUCCCAUGCAAGUCUUGGGUGCCAAUCAAUCGCAAAUUCUCCAAGAAUUCUGGCAAACAGCUUGAUGUGAAGAAGGUAGAGGAGAGCCAGGUGUCUAAGACCCGAGACCUGGCACCAGUGAAGUAUGAGAUCAUCGUCCACACUGGCAACGUGAAGGGUUCCGGAACCAACGCUAAUGUGUCCAUUACCAUAUUUGGUGAAAACGGUGAUACAGGAAAGAGGCCUUUGAAACAGAAGUUCCGGGAUCUGUUUGAGAAAAACCAGACUGACAAGUUUGAGAUUGAAGCUCUUGACCUGGGUGAGCUAAAGAAGAUACGUAUCGAACAUGACAACACUGGCUUCCGACCGGGCUGGUUCCUUGACAACGUACAGAUUGUCAACAAAGCUACAGAGGUCACGUACAACUACCCCUGCGAAAAAUGGUUUGACAAAGACAAGGGUGACGGAGAAAUAUGUCGGGAAGUCUAUGUAAGACAUGACUAGUGCUGCUUAUGGUGAUUCCCUAAAAACUGACUGUGAUAUUUUAAUCAGAACAACUGCUUAUUAUGAGACUCCUGAUAAUACGAGGUGUAAAUAAAUCAACCAUUAUGACAUAAACAAAUAGGUUUUAUCUAUUAGUCAGGAAAAAUAUGAACUUGUUGUUCCUUUAUGAUCAAUGUAAAUUACAUAUAUUUAUAUCUUAUUAGUUGUGACCAUGUAGUAUUUCUUCCCAAGGAUCUAUUUUUUUUAAGAAUUAUCUAAAGCUAAUGUUUAACAUGAAGUCAGGAUUGAUGAUAUUGCAGUGUGUAUCCAUGACAACCACCCAUAUUUACAUGCCAUUAAGAAUUCACAAACUAUAUUUAUUAUGAUAUGAAGUAUACAAAUACUGAUAGUCAAUACUGGGGCGGUCGGGUAGCCUAGUGGUUAAAGCAUUCACUCGUCACGCCGAAGAUCCGGGUUCGAUUCCCGACAUGGACACAAUAUAUGAAGCCCAUUUCUGGUGUCCCCCGCCGUGAUAUUGCUGGAAUAUUGCUAAACGCGGCAUAUAAUCAUACUCGCUCACUGAUAGUCAAUACUAGAUGCUGUUGGUUCUAUUGUAGCUUACUGUUGUGAUGUUACUGUUGUGACACUGUCAACUGGUUCUCAGGAAAGUAUCAUGUUAGUUUGUCCGUACGUUAUUGUUGAUUCGAUUUGCUAUUAAAGUGACCUUAACCAUGCAAGUGCCCCCACGAAGUCUUUACAUAAUAUUUUCUUUAAGACAUAUUAAAAAAAAAAAGAUUGUGGUACAAACGUAAAUUCACCCUGUGACCCAGGAAAUGGAGUUACUAUACCCCAAUAUAUAAUUAUGAAUACACAAUGUCAUUUAGAGAAAGUGGUCAAAUGUAACAUUUGGUUGUAUUUGAGAUAACACUUUCUUUGUAAAGAAAAAAUUCUCGUACUUUCUUUGGUUGAGUCCUAUCUGGGAUUGAAACCCAUGCUCCAAGUAUAACAUUAGUUACGGUAUAUAGUUAUACGAGCGAAUUCAUCCGUCCUUCCUGCUUUUUUUAAUGUUUUUAACUUAGAAACAUGUUGGAGUUGAAGUCGGAGUUAUUAGUGAGCCCUGCUAAUUUUUUGCCUUGUUUAAAGAUGGUGAACAUUAAAUUAUUAAAAAUUUAUGUUUCAUAGUUUUAAUUUGGGCAGGAUGAGUUGCACUAAGAGAUGAAACAUUUAACAGUUAUUAAACUUGGUAUGUAACAGUAUAAUGCCUGUCAUAUUGCCAAGAUUAUGUUUCAUUUAGUUACUCUUUUUAUAUUUUUACGGUUUACAGAUUUUUGCUGACCAAUUUCGAAAUAGAAAUCAAUUAAUGUGUCUCAACAUUUUAAAUUUAUUUGGCAUGAAGUUGUUUAAUUUUGUAUCUUGUUGAAGUUGUAUCUUUUUAUUUUUCAAAUCAGUCAAAGAUGACUCGAUGGAGCAAAUAAGAUAUAAAUCAGACUAUACUCAUUUUAUUUUCUGAUUGGACUUUUCGAAUCUGUAAAUCGGUAAAUAAACAAAGUGUUGACUUACUAGCUAUGUUAUUGUUAUGCAUAUAGCUUUUAACAGAGUAUUUUUGAUGCUUUAUCUUGUAGACAAUAUGUGAUGAAGUCUUAUUUUUUCUUCUGUGGGACCAAUUUUGCUAGAAGUCUUUUACAGUUGUUGUAUAUUGGAAACGUUGUACAUUUGUACAAGGCAGCAUAUAUAUAGUAUAUAUAUAUAUAUAUAUAUUAGGGCUGGCAUGGUCAACUCGGGUACCCGGGAUGGAUGGGUACUGAGUAGGACCCGGGUACCCACAGGACAAAAAUUAUCAAGAACUCU